CUUUCCUUAACAUAAAUAUAUAAUACAACCCCUUCUGUUCUCUCUACUUAAUUCCCCAUUCACUUUCUUCUCUCUUUCCUUUGAGGAAGCAGCUGCUAAGGAAGUACUUAGAAUUAAAAAUGAGAGAGGGAAAAAUGAUAAAUUUGAGCUUGGGAAUUAUGAUUAUAUGGGUUUGUUGUAGUUUGGGAUGGGUGAAUGGUGAAGACCCAUAUAGAUAUUACACUUUUCAAGUCACCUACGGUACACGUGCUCCUCUUGGUGUUGCUCAAAAGGUAAUCCUUGUGAAUGGGCAAUUUCCAGCCCCAAAGAUUGAGUGUGCGACAAAUGACAACAUAAUUGUAAAUGUCAUUAACAAGCUUGAUGAGCCUUUUCUCUUUACAUGGAGUGGAGUGAAGCAAAGGAGGACAUCAUGGCAAGAUGGGGUGUUAGGGACAAAUUGCCCAAUCCCUCCAAACUCAAAUUGGACAUACAAAUUCCAAGUUAAAGAUCAAAUUGGAACUUUCACAUACUUCCCUUCCAUCAACUUCCAAAGGGCUUCUGGUGGCUUUGGAGCCUUUGUAAUUCAACCUAGAAGCGUCAUAACAACUCCCUACCCCCUUCCCCACGCGGAGAUCGACCUUCUCAUUGGUGACUGGUACGACACCGACCAUAAGACGUUGCGUAAGCAGUUGGAUUCGGGAGUUUUGCUGCCUUUACCUAAGCAUCUUCUUAUCAAUGGACAACCUAGUUCAACACUAAUUCUUAAAAAAGGGCUAACAUACAAGUUGAGGAUAUCAAAUGUUGGGAUAGCAACAUCAAUAAACUUUAGAAUUCAAGGACAUUUAAUGACACUUGUGGAAGUAGAAGGAGCUCACACAGUUCAAGAAGUUUAUGAAUCAUUGGAUAUUCAUCCUGGCCAAUCUGCUGCAGUUUUGGUGUCUCUUAACAGAUUACCAAAGGAUUAUUACUUUGUGGUUUCUUCACGUUUUACUAAACCUAUUCUUACUACUGUUGGUAUCCUUAGAUAUGAAGGCUCUUCCAUUCCUCCUUCCAAGCCUUUGCCCAUUGGACCUACUUACCAACUCCAUUGGUCCAUGAAGCAAGCUCGAACCAUCAGAUUAAACUUGACAGCAAAUGCAGCAAGGCCGAACCCACAAGGAUCAUUCCACUAUGGAAACAUAACAGUAGUGAGAAGACUCAUAUUAAAAAAUUCAUUGACCAAGAUAAAAGGAGCUGUUCGUUGUGCGGUGAACAAUGUAUCAUAUGUUGAUCCACCAACACCUUUAAAGUUGGCUGAUUGGUUCAAAAUUGGUGGUGUUUUUGACUUCAAAACCUUCACUGAUAUCCCAACUCCAAGACCUGCAAUGCUUGGAGUCUCUGUUGUUAACGUUACCCUUCAUGAUUUUGUUGAAAUUGUGUUCCAAAACGAUGAAAAUACUGUCCAAGCUUGGCAUUUUGAUGGAACAAGUUUCUAUGUUGUUGGAUAUGGUUCUGGUGAUUGGAGUUAUAAAAUGAGGAAACGUUAUAACUUAGUGGAUGGUAUAUCAAGACACACUGUUCAGGUAUAUCCAAGAUCAUGGACAGCAAUAUUAGUAUCAUUAGACAACAAGGGGAUGUGGAACUUGAGAUCUACAAUAUGGUGGAGAAAUUAUCUUGGUCAACAGUUAUACGUCAGAGUUUGGAAUGAUGAAAAGAGUUUAUAUACUGAGGCAGAUAUUCCACUCAAUGCUCUCAAGUGUGGCAAAGCAUCCAAGUAUUAAUAUAUUCAUACACACAUAUAUAUAAUUGUUUGAACAAUAUUUGUAAUUUGUUAUAUAUUCAUUUUCUCAUCUGUUGAAAAGGUUUGUUUGUGAUAAUUUUAUCUUUAAGUAGAGGUUUAAUUUAGUUAUGAGUCACAACAGGGUGACUGAUAAGAAAGGAAGGAGGAGGGGAAGGAGAAACAGAAGAGGAAGAAAAUUUGAAAGGUUGAAGAUACCCUGCAGAGAGAGAUGAGAGGGUUAGUUCUACUUUAAUUUGUUAUUAUACUUAAUCACUGUAUUUUCUAUGUUGUAAUAAAUCCUCAUUUCACUUGUUUCAGUAGUAAAGUUUCUAAUAAUUUGUCAUUGUUUCUUAGUUAA
Messenger RNA from Cucumis melo (muskmelon), 2096 nucleotides. Its product is annotated as L-ascorbate oxidase homolog. Gene Ontology annotation, molecular function: copper ion binding; oxidoreductase activity. The record is from RefSeq and is a predicted model, not a curated record. The transcript has 9 exons. NCBI's taxonomy places the organism in Eukaryota, Viridiplantae, Streptophyta, Magnoliopsida, Cucurbitales, Cucurbitaceae. The coding region runs from base 120 to 1739 and encodes 539 amino acids.